AUGCUGAUAUUAGUAGCGAAUGAGAUAAAUAUACCAACGUUAUCUACAGAUAUACCAAUACAAUUCAAGAAAUUACUCCAGCCCAACAAGCUCGAUGGGGCUAUAUUGCUUGGAGAUGUGAAUGACAAGGCAACGCUGGACUACAUGAGAACGCUGUGUGAUAAAGUUAUAAUUGGCGCAUCUGGAUCUGCAAUUAUGCUCGAUAAGUUUAAAGUUGGGCUGGUUUGCGAUACCGACACGCAAAGUUACGCAAUCAGCGCACGUAAGCUAAACGUAGACAUAUUGCUCAUUUCCGGACCAAAGAGCUUUGAUGCUUUCGAGCGCGAUUCUGUAUUCUACUGCUCACCUGGUUCCAUGACAGGCACUUACUCUUCCCUAGAAGAGCUAGACGCCACACCAUCCUUCAUCCUGCUCGACAUACAGCCAGCGCAAAUGACGACAUUUGUGUACAAACUGGAUAACGAUCAAAUCAAGGUGGACAAGAUUGAGUACUCAAAGUUACAGCCUAGGCAGAGUGAUGAUAGGUCAUCCCACUCAGAACCACAACAACCAGCAGAAGAGAGUGUACAAUCAGAGGAGCAGGAGGAGGAGCAAGAAGAGCUACACACACAAAACAGCUACCAACAAACACCGCCAGAGUCACCCUAUCAAGCACCACCGAUUGCAGCCGAAACGGAGAAUCUUUGGGAUUAA
This is a messenger RNA of Wallemia ichthyophaga EXF-994, 693 nucleotides long. Its product is annotated as Vacuolar protein sorting-associated protein 29. NCBI's taxonomy places the organism in Eukaryota, Fungi, Basidiomycota, Wallemiomycetes, Wallemiales, Wallemiaceae. The transcript is spliced from 3 exons. The record is from RefSeq and is a predicted model, not a curated record. Bases 1 to 693 code for a protein of 230 amino acids. Gene Ontology annotation, cellular component: retromer complex; endosome. Gene Ontology annotation, biological process: retrograde transport, endosome to Golgi; intracellular protein transport.